UUGGAAUGACAUGUUAUUAUAUAGCUAUAUGCUGGACUGGUCAUUGCGCUGCUUAAUGUAACAGACUGCACUCAUUAAAACAGAGUAGAUGCGGUGAGAUGUGUCGCGCGACUUAAGUGCCUGGCACCUCGGACACGCGCUUUACUGGUUACCUUGACAGCGAGAGCCAGACCGAACAGAUAACAAAUUAAGAGGCACUUAAACACGUUUCACUAGAGAUACAAAUUAUGUCUUCGCUAUCCGUGAAGACCCGCAGGGAAGAUGCUGGGAAGCCCUCAAUUAUUAAGUCAAAAUCCAUGUCCAGCAGACAUACGGCUUUACAACACACUCCAGUCUACAAAAAGACAUCUAAAUGUACAGGAAAGCUUAAUGGAAACUCACUGGAAAGGAUGCCACCAGAGAUCAUUCUCAGGAUUCUGUUAUACUUGGAUGCUGGGUCUCUUUUUUGCAUUAGUUUUGUCAACAAGCUCUUCCAUGAUCUUUCCAACAGCAAUGCUCUGUGGUAUCAGUUUUACAUCCGUGAACUCACCAAAAAGAAAAAAGGCUGCCAAGAAGACCAGGCGACACAUGGUCUUGGUGUUAAAGUUGUACAGGAGAAGCCAAAGGGAUACUGGAGAAAUGCUUUCUUUAAAGAAAUCACAGGAUUGAAUACAAACAAGUGGAGAAAAAAACUUCAGCGCAUUGACCCUUAUACCGGACUGCCGUGUCAUACAGAGGAAGUUCUAAGGAGUCUGUGCGUUUCAUGGCAGAUCACAGUGACUGAUGGGAGAGGACGGCACAGCACCUUUGAGCAGUCUCAUGCCUCCUUCAGCAGCACGGCUGGAUUUGUGUUUUGGGGCGCUGUCAACUGGCCUCCCUUCAACCAGAUCACCUCUGUUGAGCUUCACGGUGUAGCGCUGGUGCCCCUCGAUUGUCCCGCUGCCUACAGGCCGGGAUGGAAAUCUGUUAUGGCCACGGUAAAGGUUCAAGGUGAAUGCAGUGAACUGUUUGUUUCGGACAAGGUUAUCAAGAUGGUGUAUGUGGGACAAGGCAUAACUUUUGGACUCUGGAAGGACCAAUUGCAAAUCGCUUUUGUUAUUGUGAACUUGCACAAUCAUUUACUUGUGCAAAGAAGUCUUCACCCAUACAUUAGUUCACAUAGAGAAGCCAGAGUCAGGGCUUUGUUUGAUGACGUGGAUCCGGAGUUUGGUCUUCAUGGGUACACUGCUUACAUUGAACUACACAACACAGCCAGAGUCCUCGUGUCUGACCGCUUUUCUCAGCUCUUCUGCAGGAGAGACCAGAUUUCUGGUGGUUUCCUUCCACUGAAGCUGAUCGGUAAGAAUAACAGAUGCCCAAAUGCUCAUCUGCUUAGUGAUGUCAGCUUGCCUUGGAAAACUGAGGCUUUACAUGGAGCUAUCAAGGACUGCUGCAUGUUCAGCCUCACUGUAUGGGACGAAGCCAAGCAGCCUUUUUGGUGUGUCAGCGCUCCUGUUGUCAUUACAAAAGUCAAUCAGGACACAGUAUCAUAUGAUUUUGAUGGUGCAAGUUUCUCCAUCUUCUACCAAGACUCAGAGGGGAGGGUGGAGAUGAGGCUGAAGCAGAUGGAGUAUAAGGAACAGUAUUUUCUAGUUAAUCUAGUGAUUUACAUCUCUGUUGCCAAAGUGAAUAAGCACUUUGGGAGAGAUUACUGAAGACUUUUUAAUGUAUUAGACACUUAAAUCCACAUUUUCACAUAGCAUUAUGUUUUAAUCACAGGUCAGUCUGUCACAGAAACGAGGGAUUGCCAUGUCCCGUUUACUUACAAGUUGUAUUUAACAAAUAAUAAAGUCAGGGUUUCCCACUCUUAGCCAAAAGUCAAUUUUUUUUGCAAAGUUAUUAACUAUGAUAACU
Messenger RNA from Danio aesculapii, 1872 nucleotides. RefSeq names its product F-box protein 15 (gene fbxo15). The record is from RefSeq and is a predicted model, not a curated record. Lineage: Eukaryota; Metazoa; Chordata; Actinopteri; Cypriniformes; Danionidae. The transcript has 10 exons. Bases 228 to 1673 code for a protein of 481 amino acids. Gene Ontology annotation, molecular function: protein binding.